AUGUUCGAGAUGUCUCUCGACGAUCAGACUCCUCGCCCCGAUCAGACGCCUCUAAUCGCCAUCAAGAUCGAACACUACACCGACAUCCUCGGCCAGGCCUACAAUGCGGACUACAAGGUCGAACAGUUGAAGGAGUUCGAGAAGGCUAACUCGAUCGAUGUGGCAGAGAUGGAGAUGACUGUCAGGGGCAGAGAUGCCGCUUUCUUGGAAGAACUACGCCAACGCUUCCCACCCAUGAAGCCGGAGGAGGAGGCUUGGGUCCGAUACUAG
Molecule: messenger RNA, 270 nt
Organism: Coniosporium apollinis CBS 100218
Lineage: Eukaryota; Fungi; Ascomycota; Dothideomycetes
Exons: 1
Coding region: 1-270 (89 amino acids)
Source: RefSeq, a predicted model, not a curated record